Symsagittifera roscoffensis is the source of this 980-nucleotide messenger RNA. RefSeq names its product Golgi-associated plant pathogenesis-related protein 1-like. Lineage: Eukaryota; Metazoa; Xenacoelomorpha; Acoela; Convolutidae. The transcript has 5 exons. The record is from RefSeq and is a predicted model, not a curated record. The coding region runs from base 271 to 768 and encodes 165 amino acids.
AUAAGCUCUGUUGAAAAGUUUUUCGUCAAACUGGUGACGCAUAUAACGAAAAAAAUUUGCUUCAAGUUACAUGCAAGCAAUAUAAAGUUAUAUUUUAUUCGUGAAUUUACGUCAUAGUUCAGAGCCAAAAACUAAACCAAAAAAUCAGUAAACCUUUUUUUAAAUAAAAAAUAGUAAUCAAUUAUGCCUGUUUAUGAUCUUACUCUGACGCGGGGUUGAAACAAAUCUUGAAUAUCUUAUUUUUGCUUCACAGUUAUUUUAUUUUUUAAAAUGGGAAGCGGUGGAUCGAAAGCCAAGAACUCCGGCAGUAACGAUUUGAACAACCAAGAAUUCUCUCAAUUCAUGAUUGAAGAACACAAUAGGUGCCGAAAGAGACAUGGUAGUCCCCCUUUGAAGCACAGUUUGACUUGUGAGAGAGAAGCUCAAGAGUGGGCUGAGAAAUUGGGACAGACAGGGUACAAAGAGCACAACACACAACAGAAGGACUUCGGGGAAAGCAUAUAUAAGGCCACAAAACCAGUUUCACCGCGAGAGAUAGUUGAUGCGUGGUAUGCUCAAAAUACAACCUACAAUUAUGAGGAGCCCAACUUCAGUCACAGGACAGGGUACUUCACGCAGCUAGUCUGGAGGGAGUCAGAAUUCGUGGGUGUGGGUCGAUCUCAGACAAAACAUGGGACAUUCGUGGUUGUCAACUAUGACCCCCCUGGAAACAUAUUAUACGAGGGACAGUUCGAGUACAACGUCCAAGAACCACAAGGACAUGGAUGAAAACAGCAGGAAAAAAAGAAGAAAAAUCUACAAUGAAGCUGAUAUUUUUUGUUUGGAAUAAAAUUUCAUGUUUUAUUUUUGUAUCCCUGCUGACAAACACACAACUACAAAAGCUUGACAAUUCACGUAAAACAACAAAAUAUGCUUUAGAUAACUUUUUAUGGCAAAUUCUUUGGAUUUAUUUGCGUGAUAUAUAACUUUUCACUUUUCAA